Molecule: messenger RNA, 3601 nt
Organism: Hydractinia symbiolongicarpus
Lineage: Eukaryota; Metazoa; Cnidaria; Hydrozoa; Anthoathecata; Hydractiniidae
Product: von Willebrand factor D and EGF domain-containing protein-like
Exons: 11
Coding region: 1395-2306 (303 amino acids)
Source: RefSeq, a predicted model, not a curated record
CAUGGAGUGGAUCUGAUACAUGGAAGAAACCAAAUAUAUUAUCAAGGGUGUUAAGCAAUAGGAUAAAAUUGUCCAUCAAUCCUUAAGAUAGUUUCUUCCUUUUAAUAUACCAUUUCUAUACCCUUUUGUGUUGAGAAUGAGUAAUUAAUAUUAAUGUUAAAACAAGGAAUAUAAGGACCAGUCGAUGCUCAUCCGACGGUGACCCACAUAUUAAAACAUUUGACAACGUCUAUUACGACCAUUACUUCAUUGGCGAUUAUGUGUUGGUGGAAAGUAAGGCACGCUUGUUUCAGGUUCAUGUGAGAACACGCCAGUGUGACAGUGUUGCGUGUAAUUGUGGAGUAGCUGUAAGAGAAGGCAACGACGUCAUUGUUAUUGAUAUGUGUCAAGACAAUAUCCCUCGGGUGAGAUUUGCCAGCACAGAUGAACCACAAGUCGGAACGACCAUAGAAAGAAAUGAUAAUGGCAAAAUCUUUGUUGUUAACUUUCCUUCUGGAGCAUUUGUAAAAUAAUGAUUCAAGCAAUAAAUUGGACAAAUCAUUGGUUAGCAAAUAUACAGGUCCAAGUCCCAUCGGAUGAGUAUGAAAGUACCGCAGGACUGUGUGGCAAUUUUGAUGUUAAUACGAAAAACGAGAUGGAGGCUAAAGAUGGAACGGUUUUUACAGGAAAGGAACAUCAGAAAAUUUUUACUGAAAGUUUAAAGUGGGUAUUUUAAGUAACUGCCUAUUUUAUUGAAGUUUCUAAUACCUAGCAAUGAUACGAAAUCGCUUAUAAUUUCCGUAGAAUCCCAGUCGGUGAAAGUUUAUUUUACUACAAAGGAGGUCAUUCAAAAUGUUUACAUAGUCGUGCUGACAAAUAUGGCGUAUGCGGAAAAAACAAGGUCAUAGAACGCCUGAAUAAAUUUUCUGAUGGACCUAAGUACACACACGAAAACGCAGUGGUGAUAGGAAUUCAGCAUCCAAUUUUCGACCAUUGUCAUCGUCGUGAAAAACGUUCUGUUGCUGAUAAAAGUUUCAUUACUUUGCCAGAUGAUGGAGACACAGGAAUAUAUAUUUACGAUCCCAAACAAAGUAAGGGUACGAUAGCAGAUUUUCCAACUAAAACUGGAAAAACUAGAUCCGGUACGGAGUACAAAUGCACGAAAGCGCUUCAAGAGUUGUCUGCAGGAAAGGCCUGUAUGAGCCAGAUAAAAGGAUAUGAUAUUAGUGGAUUUGUUGAUCAAUGUGUGUUAGAUGUACAGGUAACUGAUGAUUAUGAAGUUAGCACUGCAUCAGCUAUUACUGCAAUGACUGGUGAUUGUGAAGAAAUAACAUUAAAAGAAUUAAAAUACUGGAAAAAGGAUUCCACUGGAGUAGUAGUACCUCCUGAAGAGAUUGGAAGCAGCCUUUGCACAAAUGAGUGCAGUGGUCAUGGAACUUGUGAAAAUGCCACGUGCAUUUGUAAAGAAGAUUACAUUUCUUCGGACUGCUCAAUCAAAAAAGGACAAAGUCCAAGGCUAUAUGGAAUACCAUUUCACGGGCUUUGUGAUAUCCGAAAAAAGAGAUUGCAUUCGUACAAGAGUCAAGGGAGCAGAUUUUAUUGACUCAAAGAAUUUGUCGUGUCACAUCACAGAAGUAAUUAUCAGUGACAAGCCAUAUGUUAUAACGAAACGCAAUAGCACAAUUGGUGGUCAAUUACUCAGUUUUGGUGAAAUAAGUUGCUUCAUGCCUCAGACACCUGUUGAAAUUAAUGGAAAUCCUGCAACAUCUUAUGGAAAACCAACUGGAGGAUUUCUUAUCAAAGUUUCAAAUAACGGUGUGAACUUUACUGAAAACAGCGCAUUGUUUUUAGUUUAUGAUUCAAAAUGCAUGGAGUGUAACAAAAAUUACAAAAGUUGUUUUCAAAAGCGAAAUUCCUGCAAAAUAAGAAACUACUGCUUUGCACAUGGUGACGCAAAUCCAAGUGACUGGUGUCAGAUUUGUAAUCCAGCACAAUCUCUGACAGGUUUCGUCAAACGAACAGACAACAAACCUCCUGUUUUCAGUGGUACCAACCUUAAUCUAAGGUCAUUUAGAAAACAAAAGUGGAGACAUGUGAUAUCCGCAUCUGAUCCAGAGAUGCAGAGAUUGCGUUACGAACUUGUUGGUGAAAAUUAUGGUAUGACAGUCUCUUCACAUGGUGUUUUAACAUGGCAUCCAACAAAAGCUGGAAGAUAUGAAUUUAUAGUGAAAGCAAUCGAUCCAUGCGGGUUAAGCACCACACGAAACUUUGUGAAUGAUGUAGAGAUAUGUUCAUGUGAAGGACAGAAUGGUGGGAUAUGCAUAUGACAGGGUGACAAAAGUGUUUGCAAGUGUCCCGAGGGAUGUAAAGGAGAAAGAUGUGAUGAAGCUGCAGACGGAAAACUUUGCAAGAUAAAAAAAACUACAGUUGAGCAGGCUUCCACUUCUGAUAACACCAUCACUGUAAUUGUUGUGCCUGUCGUGGGUGCAGUCAUUUUAAUUUUGGCAAUUUUGGGUGCCAUUUUUCUGUUGUACCGGAAGCAGCAUAGACAAUCGCUAAAUAUCAAAUCAACAGUUAAUCAAACAUCUGACAAGAAAGCCAAACUUGAUAAUAAUGGAGUGGUUGCAUACAAUUCAGAUGGAAGCGAUAAAGUAGCUAUCGGCGGAUUCAGGAAGAAUGUUGCCUUAGUCAACGAGGGCUACUCGAAUUGAAAAAGGGACAUUGCGUAUUUUAAUUGUUACUUAAGAACUUGAUUACUAAGUGAUAUUGAAAUGACUAUUUAAUCAUCUUUAAAAAAAGUUUGAAAAUAUAUUAAUAGAAAAUAAUUCAUGUGAGGAAUAAGACCAAGAAUGAUUUUUAAUAUAAUUUAAUCCUGUGAUCAUCAUCAGUUCUGAAAAAACAUUAAAAGUUGAAUUAGAUUACAGAAUUCUAAAGCGCCAUGUAUACUUUUAUGCACAAAUUAAUUACUGUAGGUACGAGAAACAAAAAUUUAAAAGUGGUAUUAAUCCUUAAAUAGCCACCAUAGGCACAAUGUUUUUACCAAAUCAAAAAAAUAUCUAAUUGCAUCUUUAAAACGAUGUUUCACAUUUCAUUUGAUUAUGCGUAUUUUAGAACAUAUUUGGUAUUAUAAAACAAUUUAAAUAGUUAAUUUGAACAGUCAUUGUUGUUGUGUUUCAAUCAUGGCUAAAUUAGUAGUAACACAGAUAAGAGUGUUUUUUGUCAAUUUGACUGACCUAUGGUUCAAAAAGAUAAUUAAAAAGAAACCUACAAUGUUUAUACAGGAGGGUUUUAAAAAAUUAUUGAUAAUAUAUGAAAAGACAGUGUCGCCCUUCGGAAUGAAUAGCCACUCUUACCAAAUUAAGUUUCUCUUUUUAGCUAUCUGUCAUUUUCUUUUGUGUGACAUACAUAAUUCUUUUUGGCGCCAAUAAUUAGUUUUUAGUUUAUUAUUUAAUGUGUGUAAUGCUUUCAAAAACGUUUGACUGCUACAUAAUUCUUUUUGGCGCCAAUAAUUAGUUUUUUAGUUUAUUAUUUAAUGUGUGUAAUGCUUUUAGAAACGUUUGAUUGCUACAUAAUUCUUUUUGGCGCCAAUAAUUAGUUUUUUAGUUUAUUGUUUAAUGUGUGU